Molecule: messenger RNA, 2961 nt
Organism: Lachancea dasiensis
Lineage: Eukaryota; Fungi; Ascomycota; Saccharomycetes; Saccharomycetales; Saccharomycetaceae
Source: the annotation of a GenBank genome assembly
AUGAUUUCCUCAGGUUCUUGUCAAGAAGAAUUGAUUUUUCAAUUAGCCAACAUUGGCGGAUUCACCGCCCCAGGAAAGACAGCGAAUUCUUCUGAUACCAGCACGACACCAGGCUCAUCAAGAUCCAGGAAAUGGGGUGUAGCCAGAUCACAGAAAACCCCUGGGAUCAAACAUCACCAUCAGCUGAGUCCUGCUGCACAUUUCAUGGGUCGUAAGACCUCGGAUGUGGGACCUACAACCUCGGAAGGCACCUGGGGAUCAUCCACAUUUUCCUCGCCACGCAGCCGUUCACUGGGAUUACUGGAAGUUCCUUCAAGAUCCACUUCGAUCCCCAAUCCGGACUUUAAGACGAUGGCCAGGCCCUGUAUACUCAAAAAUGUCACUAGUCCUUACCAUGAUUGGAAAACCCCCAGCAACACAGGGCGUCCUCCCCCGCAAUAUGGUGUCAAAAGUACUCCACCUCGAGUAAAACCAUUUGACCACCCUACGCAAGGCACGAGCAAGAAGUCAUACGUGCACGAGCCAUGUUGUCUCUGUUUGGAGUCUGUUUCCUGUCGAUCUUUCGGCGAAAAAGUUGUUCCACUAGAUUGUGGGCAUUUGACCCACGAGGAAUGUAUCACGGCUUAUCUUGAGUGCCCAACAACCCACGAUAUUAACGAUCUCUUCCCGAUUUGUCAACGGUGUGAAGGCAGCAUUCGAUGUGUGCCUUCUGAAGUUGAACUUCGAGACAAGUGCAUUUCGCAGGCUUUGAUUAGAGGGAGCCCUCUAGCGAAGAAAUUCUCGGAUUGGGAUCCCGGAUCGGCAUCGGCUUCAAAGGCGAUUCAAAACCCUAGCAUUGAUUCUACAAGCACCAUCAAGAAUUAUCACUUUGGACCGACAAGAAGUGCCUCCAAUUCCAAAAAAAACGUCAAGGAUUUGUCGCUUCAACUUUCCCCAUUCUCCAGUAACAAAAGUGUUAAUCGAGCCUUGAGGGGUAGCCUUCUUUCUGGCAUUUCCUCGAUUGUCUCUUCAGUCUCCACACGCUCUCCUGCAGCAACGAUGAGCAACUCCCAGAACUUAUUAAGCGAAAGAGUACCGUUGGCGAUCCUCAGGUCAUACUACUCGCAGCUUUUGCUGGACAAUUUUCCUGAAAGCCUAAAAGCUUGGGAAUUGGAUACCAAAUUUGGUCCUCUAAGAAUUGUCGAUCGCCUCAUGUUUUCAGAAGACGGGAAAACCUACCAUGAUGCAUGUUGUUACCUCUAUGCGGACGCAUUGCUGGUUGCUCUUGUCUCGCCUACUUUUGACCCCAAGAAUUCGGUAGGACUGAGGUUAGAAAAGUUUCUAGUGCAGCACCCUUUGUCUCAUGUUAGCGUUGAUUCCCUCAAUUCGUCGGUGCUCAAAUGUACGAUUUUAAGUGCAAUGAACAAUUACAAGAUAAUGCAAGGAUCAACCAUAUACCUCACCGAGACAUUGAACUCAGAUCAAAGCCAAGUUGUAGAGAAGUGGAUUUCGGCCUUACUGAACGAGGAAAUGGCAUUUAAAAGUCUAAAUUUUUCGUCGACUUUACCUCUACCUCUCUUUGAUACAAGCUCAAGUUCAUCAAGGCUUACAGUGGUCAGGACCGAUAGUAAAAGCGUGGACGUCGACUUUUCGAGCGACAUUCUUGACACUGAUAUUAUUGUUCGUCACAGCCUUGCUGAUGAAAAUCAUAAUUCUCGCAGAACAACUAUCACGUCGCUCCUUUCACUCAAGCGUGAUCGACCUAGCAACCUUGCAAUAGUCCUACAGUUAGAAAUAAGUCGGUUAAAACAUGACGAGCUAACUACAGCAGUAAACAGCAUGCGAGCGCUCGUAAUGAAAAUGCAAGAGACAAACAUUUGCAUAGUCGAUCAAAAUGCCAGAAUCGUUAGCCAGGGACCUGCUCAGGAGCAGAUUGCAAUACUGGCAAAUUUAAGUUCAGAAAUGCCAAACUCUCCUUAUCCCCAGUUUACUCCAGAACUCUUCAAAGAAAUUAGUUGCAUCAACAUGAGAGCAACUGUUGGUAUUGCCGUCUUUUCAAAUACAUCGGUAGAAGAGGGCAAGUCCUGCCUUUUCAUGGACUUCGGCUGUUUUGCCAACCCGAAGAGGACAAGGCCCAAUGAAUUGAAAGCUCAUAUCGGGUACUUGAAUUUCGAUUAUAUGGAUCUUGUUGAGGAACUGGUGGAAGUUUCCUCUUUCAACGACAUUCUAGAGACUCUCUGUUACUGUUUUAACAUCACAUUUGAUGAAGAUGAUGGUGACUGUGACGAUGAUGAUGACCAUGACCAUGACCAUGACCAUGACGACGACGAUGACCAUGACAAUGAAAAUAAUGAUGACGAUGCUAGUGAACAUCGAUAUUAUGAUUAUGAUAAAAACGUGUGUACUGGCCCGCGCGAGCGGGCUUCUGAGCUCGAACAGUCGGACAUUCCUGACUUCGUGCGUGGUAACUCACAAGUCAGGAAGCCAAAUUAUUCAGCACUACCGAAUGACUUGCCCAAUGCUGGAACUCCCCAAAGGACAAAGCUCACUGGAACAAAUUUGCGGGCAAAUCCACCCUCACCUUUUCCGCAAAGCAACGGAACCUUAUGCGAAAAACGUGAAGUACUGUCGAGCCCCUCGAGGACGACUAGUAAAACGUCCACAUCUCCUCAAAGUGUGGGCAGUUCGCUAUACUCGCCCACGCAGCUGUCGGGUGAGGAAUUGCUUGCGGAGCAACGUGCUACCUUUCAAUCGCGCCGGUCGGUCGUACGAUCGCUGCAAAUAGAAAGUCCUCUUUUGUUAGAUGGCACAGGGGCUAUGCCCUCGGAAGAACAGGAUAUUGCACAGAAUGACGGGCCCAGAUGGACUUGCUUCUUUAAAGGUAUAAAUAAAGCCUUAGACGAAGCUAUUGAUUUCAAAAAUGACCUUGGAAGUAAAGCGGACUUGUCACAUUUCGACCCAUCGGUCUAUGAAUACAUUUAA